This is a messenger RNA of Dreissena polymorpha, 1634 nucleotides long. RefSeq lists its product as uncharacterized. The record is from RefSeq and is a predicted model, not a curated record. The coding region runs from base 859 to 1224 and encodes 121 amino acids. The transcript has 2 exons. Lineage: Eukaryota; Metazoa; Mollusca; Bivalvia; Myida; Dreissenidae.
CGCAAAGGGAGAUAAUACCAUGUACGUUUGGUUCCCGUUAUAUCCGAUUAAUUCGUAAGCAAGCCAGUCAAUACCACAGGUCAGUGUGACCUUUCCGCGAUCUGUCAGUGCUAAAAGCUACGCAAGAGUUUGAAGCAAUCUGUCAACAUCUACACACAUUACUUGGAAUGAAAACAGAGUAUCCAGAUAUACAACAGGUGAUUUCGUUUUUAUUUUAUUGUUAAUUAUCUCAAAAUGUUUCAAUUAAAAUUUGUUGAAGGAGCCAAACCAGGCCAGCCUAUAAAAAGGAAAAAAAAUGAGAAUGAAAAAAAUGAGGAAAACAAAAAGCGUUGGUCAAAAUAUGAGGAAAAAAGGAAUGACAGGCCUUUUAAAGAGUCAUGGAAAGAAGGGAGAUCGUGGCUAAAUUUUGAUGAAAGUAAAGGGGCCAUGACCUGCUUUACAUGCAUUGAGUUUUAUGGAACAAAAAGCAUAGGUUCUGGGCUGAAAGGAUGCAACACCUUCCUCACUGGUAGCACCAAUUUGAAAAAAUCAGCUGUCAGUGACCAUGAGCUGAGCAAAGCCCACAUUGACGCUACGGCAAACAUAGCUGCUAAAUGUAGUGAUAGUGCAGCUAUUGCCAGUUCACAAGCUGGUAAAGCCAUGCUAUCACUACAUUUAUCAGAGCGCCAGCGGUUGAUGCAUUUGUUUAGAAAUGCCCAUGCUGUGGGAAAAAAAGGCCGCCCCAUAACAGAUUACACAUGGCUUUGCAAUGUCACUGAAGCCAAUGGUGUUGACCUUGGCUAAACCUAUCGCAAUGGAAAAGCUGCUCUUGCGUUUCUUUCUUACAUUGCAGGUGCCGAAAAAGACAAGACGGUAACUAUGAUGGAAGCAGCCAAGGGUUUUUCGUUGCUCAUCGACGGAACAACAGACUUUUCUGGUUACGAACAGGAGUGUGUAUUUGUAAGGGCUGCAAUUAAUGGACAUGACUUUGUGCAAGAAAGCUUUUUGACCAUUGGCUCCCCAAGUAGCACAACAGCGGGUGAUCUAAAGGCUUUUGUCGAUGAUGUACUGGUGGAAAACGGCCUUGAGAAAGAAAAGCUGAUCGGAUUAGGUUAUGAUGGGGCAGCAAACAUGGUAGGGGUACGCAAUGGUUUAGCUGCAAAGCUCAAACAGGAUAUCGGCGUACAUUUCGUAAAUAUUCAUUGCUUCAACCGUCUAGAACUGGCCUGGCAUGACACCAUAUAACAAAACAAAACUCAUGAUAAGCUGAUUACUUUGCUGACUGGACUUUAUUUUAUGUAUCACAAACAGUACAAAAACAAACAAGAGUUCCGCGGUCGGAGAUGACCGCAUUGAAGCCGGAUUUUUGAUUUAAAUGACAGGAAAGUACCUUUCGUGUUUUUGUCAAUGCAAUACUUAAAUUACUGAAAUAUUGUUCAAAGGUCAAAAUGAAAUGUAAGUACUUUUCAAGGCAUGAGCAAACCUUGUGUUAUGUUUUGAAUGCAUGCAUAUACAUGAACAACAAUAACAUUUAAGGUCACAAAUAUGAACUUGAAUUGACAAUUAGGAAAGUUUGAUCUCAAUUUUUUUAUUAGCAAAUUAGUAACAUAUUGUUUGAAGUUUCCAUCAAUUUCAUUAUCAAAUGUAAGAAAAUA